CGGACACAAGUUCAGCAACAAAAAGACAGAAGACUACAAGGCCGGCAAAUUGGCAAAUAAUGCACAACCAGCAUCCUCCACCCGGCCAGCCUCAGCAAGGUUAUCCUCAAGGAGCGCCGCCACAGCAGCCAGGUUACCCACCCCAAGGACAUCAGCAGCCUCCUGUCGCUCAGCCCGCGUAUCCUCCUCAUGCAGCUCCGGCGCCUUAUCCUCCGCCACCACAACAGCAUCCUUAUCCACCUGCCCCCGCUUCGGGCUAUGCGUACCCGGCGCCGACUCCGCACGCUUACCCUCAUCCUGCUCCGGGCUACGCAGCACCUCCUCCUCCGGUCUACGCUGCCGCGCCUCCCCCCGUGUAUGUAGCUCCUCCGCCUCAACCAGUGUACGUUGUCCAGCCAGGCGUGCACCAUGCGCACCACCAUCAUCACCACGGCUACGGUCACCACCACUACAAGUAUAAGCGCAGAGGACUAGGUGGCUUGCUGGGCUUCGGUCAUCGACACCACGGCUACGGGCACGGCUAUGGUUACGGCCAUGGACACUACGGUCACUACGGCCACGGCUACGGCCACUACAAGCACAAGGGCUACAAACGCAAGGGAUUCUUUAAAUGAGCUGUCGUUGUCGGGUAGACGAUAGCUUUAGUAUGUGAAA
Messenger RNA from Phytophthora infestans T30-4, 654 nucleotides. RefSeq lists its product as uncharacterized. The coding region runs from base 60 to 614 and encodes 184 amino acids. The record is from RefSeq and is a predicted model, not a curated record. The transcript has a single exon. Lineage: Eukaryota; Oomycota; Peronosporomycetes; Peronosporales; Peronosporaceae.